Dissoconium aciculare CBS 342.82 is the source of this 3343-nucleotide messenger RNA. RefSeq lists its product as uncharacterized. The coding region runs from base 260 to 2968 and encodes 902 amino acids. Lineage: Eukaryota; Fungi; Ascomycota; Dothideomycetes; Mycosphaerellales; Dissoconiaceae. The transcript is spliced from 2 exons. The record is from RefSeq and is a predicted model, not a curated record.
CAAUUCCAUCACAACUACUCCUCCUCCUCCUUCUGGUGAUCCUUUUGACUUCUUUGAUAUCUCCAAACGGGCUCCCUCAUAGUCUUCUCAUCCCUUCGAAUCUGCGCGUAUGUUUUCUCUUCAACAUCAACGACAACGACCACCACCACCACCACAACGUUGGGACUCGCUCAUCAUCAGCUUCUGAACGUCACACUUCAGUAUCAACCAGUCCUCUUGACAACUUGUGGUCUCAUCGCGUCACAACUUGGCGUCGACCAUGUCGGAUACCUCGAGCAUUGACGAGGCGGCCAUGGCAUUCACGCAGUCCAUCUCCAGAACCAGUCGUUUGACGUUCGGAACGCCGCCUCAAAUCAACAAACCGCUGCCUGCGUACCCAAGUUUAAACACGUCCACAAUCUUCGAGCCACGAAGCGACGAAAACCAGGUGAGAGCACCAAUCGACAUCUCGUCCCUGAAACAACCGAUACCGUCACCUUCAACACCACCAUCGAACGGUGUACAUCCCCAAGGUCCGCGUGCUCAUCCAUACGGCUCUCCUAUCGCCAGGAAGCCAACAACGGUGCCUUCACAGCUUCCGUCACCGUCGUUGAUUCGAAACGAUUCAUUGACACCUCUUGCAUCUGACUUUUCGACACAGCCUUCGUUCGACGGCAGCGCUUUUGCGCCAUCUCCUCAAUUCCUGUCUAACGAGCGCCGUCUCUCGUCCAUUGGGAAGGGUAUCUCAGCUCCGAGAAACGCUGCCUCAUCGUCUGCGGUGACAACAUCUACUCCGAAGCGCUUCUCCAUCGAAAGCCCUCGACAGUCACUCAUCCCUCGGAUGACUUCACCAGCUUCAUCUCUUCGCGAGACCCUGCUCUCUUCACGGCCGGUGUCGGUUCAUCGAACGGGUCUAACAGAGACAACGGUAGCGAGAAGCAGCAGUCAAACCCUCCGUCAGGAGGAGCAGGGAUCAAUGCUGCAAUAUUCGGAUAUCUCGCCUGGCAAUUCACGGCCACACAGCCCAUCACCUGGUAGCUUCUCUCAGCCACUGCCAGGAGGUGCAAAGCGUCAGUCUCGCAUACCGUCAUUGGUCAAGCAAACAUCAAGCCUCUCUCUGCAAUCAUCAAGCGCCUCUCUGAGAUCCCCCAGCCUCGCAUCACGCUUGCCCAUCACAGGCUCAAAGCGGGCAACAGUGAUCGAUGUCAAGUCUCGUACAUCAGCAGAGCGUCUUGCUUGGCAAUACGCACAGCAGGAGGUUCUCCCAAACACUGGCACUUCUACAUCAUCACCAACACCAAACGAUGGGGAUCGCCAUCCAUUCCUACGUCAAUCACCGCAGUUGGCUCCUCGUCUACAAUCCGACACUCUCAAAAACUCUCCGGAAGACUCGUCGCACCGUGAAGACUCGCCCUUGUUUCAGAAAGCUCCGCCUUCUCGCAGUCCGUUCACAGCUCCUCUGCAGACCAUCCAGUCAGAAGGCGUACUGCCAUGCUUUCCGGAUGAUGAGAAAGAUGGCGGAGUCAGGGAUUCCAUGGACAUCAUCGAUCAUACUACCACACAGUCCAAUACUGCGCUGCCUGAAGAUGAAAGGCCCAAAGAGAUCGACGAUGCAUCUCAGAAGGCGGCCAGUAGCACACAGCUACAAACACAAAAGCGCGCGAACGAGGCUACGACGCUUUCAUUCGCAUCCACCGCAUCUGAUGGACAGAUCGAUCCACGUUCGUCUUUGAUAGAAAAGGCGGCGGUUGCUGCGACAUAUGUCAAACACGGAGACGUCUUCACAGCAGAGCAAGAAAGCGUCGCCAAUGGCAGUGACACCCAGAGCGAUCUGAAGCCUGCGACAUCCAUCAGCAAAUGGUCGACAAGCACCCGCUCCGAAGUGUCACCUCCAGGCGGGUCUCGCAUCAUGCGUCGGGUAUCGGGCACCAUCAAACGAGUACGCACUCCCAUGGGACUGCAUCAAGAGGCCCAGAACGAAUCUCCCAAAGUUCAAUCACCGCGCACUCUACGCCCUCGCAAGGCCAGUCUCAAUGCCACACGGGAUCGGUCACGCUCUCCAUUCCCUUUGCAUGGCGGUUCUCCACGCUCCAAGAGGCAAUCAGAUGACCAGACAUUGGUGAAAGACUCAUCUAUGAACAGGAUCUCUGAAUUAAACGGCUCCGCGAUGAAGAUCGGUGAGAAAUCGACAUCAGUUGAUCCGGUUCCAGCAAAAGUCUCGAAUCCGACGAAACGUGGACGCCUGGCGAAAGAGUCUUCGGCUCCUCAAACCGGCCUACCACCACGAGAGCACUCCAGAAGUCGCAUGGUCCUGAAUAAAAUCAACCAUCUCUUCUCUGGCAAACGAUCGAAAAAAGCAGUAGCUUCACCUGCUCCACCGAUUCCGCCGCUCCUGAAGCGCAAGCCGUCCAGGGACACCCUCCGGGAAAAGAGUCUACCUCCAAAAAGCUCAACCCACAACUUAAACCCAUCGACUCCCCUAUCCACCACAUCCACCCCUCGCCCUGCCCGUCCCAGCCAGGGUAACAACACUACAUCGCCCUCACCUUUCACCCCGCGACGUAUCCCACCCAUCAAACCCAACGCGACCACCACCCCUCCACGACCAUCUCCCUACACCUCCGGCCCCUCAUCCCUGACCCAACCGCUCAACGCCCUCCGCACCCCAGCCCCGGACCGCCACCGCGCCCUCACCGCCCGCCUGGUCCAAAUCGCCCGCAACGAGCCCUCCCCAUCCCGCCGAGAACGGCUCUUCCACUUCGCGGCGAUCCUGACCGACGCCGUGAUCCAAGCCCGCGAGGCGGAGAUCUCCGCCGAGACGGCCGCGGCGGCGGCGAGGAGCGCGGCCAUCAGCCAUCAGAUGACCGUCACGGCGGUAGAGAUGAUCGGAAGGCUGGUCGGGAGUUUGGGAGGCGCAUCUCUUUCUUCUUCUGCUGGUGGUGGUGGUGGGGGUCAUACUUCGGAGGGAGGAGGUCGAGGUAGACGAUGAGGAAGGGAUUCUAUGUGGAUCCUCUUAUGGCUUUUGUGCUUGUCGUUGUGUUUCCUGUUGUUGUUGUGUGGAUGACGGAAUGAUCCACCGAGGAUGCGACGGAAGUGUUUGUGCGCCGUCACGAUCGGACUCUGCAAUGUAAUGUAAUGACGAAAUUGAAACGAAGCCACGUCUAACUUUUCCUGUAUGAUUCAAUGCUGACGAUGGGAGCUUUCUUUCUUUCUUACUUUUCACCAUUUCUCCUUUCCUUCCCAAAGGUCUCUUUUACCCCCUCGCGUGAUAGAGAUAGUAAGUAGCAUUUCGCAUCUGAAAUCGUCGCGGGAUGCAAUGGCCCGCCAGCCAGCGCCAGAUCAAUUCGAAACUAUUUUUGAUUCC